AGCGUAGAUAAACUGAGAAGCUCAGCAGGAGUUGGCCUGAACGCCUCGUACAUUGCCCAAAUUGUUCUUCAGAAGCAUAAGUGCUGCCUAGGGGUCCUACCUUCACGACGCAGCCGAAAAAGCGACGCAAAUCGCCGUAUAAACCUCGAAACGCAAGGAAUCAGAAGACAGAGUCAUGAUGCUCCGCGCGUUCUUGUUCCUCGCGCCCUCAGCGAUGGCCCUCCAGCCCAUGAAGCCCGUGAGCUACGACGCCUUCGAGCUGGCCGCAGCGGAAGCGCUGAAAGACGAAUUGCGGGCCAACUACCAGAAGCGCGCGGCGCGCGAGCGGUCCAUGGCCGCCCAGGCCGCCGACGCGCUCGACGCGGCGCAGACCUUGGACCAGAUCGAGGCCGCGCUGCCCUUGGCCGACGCGGCGGGCCUGCCGGCCGACGCGCCGGAGGUCCUGGCGGCGAUCGCGCGCCGCGACCGGGCCCGGGCGACGGAGGAGCGCAACGCCGUAGCAACGCGGCGUCCCGAAUCGACGCGUCGACGGCGUCACUGACGGCUCGCGAACGCAGGUGCUCGAGGAAAUCAACAAGGCCGCGGACUGCCACGUCGAGAGCUGCGACGUCGAAUUGCUCGCGGGGCUAUUGGACGAGGCGCGGUCGCUCGGCGUCGACGCGUCGAAUAUCCUGGAAAAGGGCCGCGAGCUCGCCGCCGUCCAGGGCGACCGCGCGGCGAACGUGGCUGCUGCUUUGAUCUUCAGCGACGAGGCCCACGCCAUCUACGACCCCCUGGCGCCGCCGCGGAACAAGGCGCCGAUCCUGGAGGACAUCUCCGUCCUGGGCCCUGACCUCUAGAAGGUUUCCCCACUUGUGGUAGUACAUAAAACAAUUAUCACAUAGCACA
Pelagomonas calceolata is the source of this 888-nucleotide messenger RNA. Lineage: Eukaryota; Pelagophyceae; Pelagomonadales; Pelagomonadaceae. The record is from the annotation of a GenBank genome assembly.